Molecule: messenger RNA, 1045 nt
Organism: Leptopilina boulardi
Lineage: Eukaryota; Metazoa; Arthropoda; Insecta; Hymenoptera; Figitidae
Exons: 3
Coding region: 94-963 (289 amino acids)
Source: RefSeq, a predicted model, not a curated record
UCAUGAAUGUCAUUCACUAAGAAAAAGAAUAAAAUUAAUCAACUGAAUAAAUUUAAUUUUCUUCAAAAUUGUUAGUAAAUAAGUGAAAUAAAAAUGCAAUUACUAUUUGUAAUCAGUGUUUUUCUUACACAUUUCUACCAAACUUCAAGUGGAGUAGCUUCUUCUCUACAAUGUCCAAAACAUAUGAAACCCUUUUUAAUUAGUGAAAAUAGUGAAAAAAAAUAUUGUGACUGCGAUAAAACAUUUUUAUAUAAUCCAAAAGACGAUUCUUGUUACGAUGCAUACAGACAAGGACCUUGUCCAUCUGGAUAUUACUUUGCUUUAUCACCUGGAGAGAAUGUGGCAACAUGUAAAAGAAAUCCAUGUCGUAUAGACGGCCUUGUGCCUUUUAAAGGAAAAUGUCAUUUUCUAUGGGAAUCAGGAGUUCCAUGCAAAAACACAGACACAUAUUUAGGAAUUAACAACAAUUUUCAAGUAGAAUGCAGUAGAACAGGUUAUAAUGGCUGGUAUUAUGAUUGGAAAACAUCCAAGUCUUGUCCAAAGGAUUCAUUGCUGAUGCCAACAAAUGAUGAACAUACGCAUUACUUUUGCAAAUGUAAAGAAACUUAUAUCUAUUCGGCAAAAAAUAAAUCUUGUCACUUGGCCUAUAGACAAGGUCCAUGCCCAACAGGAAGUUACUAUGUACUUCCUCAAGGGCAAAAGGAGCCAAUAUGUGAAAAAAAUCCAUGUCAUGAAGAUGGUCUUGUUCCUUUUCAAGGAGAUUGUCAUAAAAUUUAUGAAUAUGGACAUCCUUGUACUGAAAAAUAUACUCAAUUAACUGUUACAACAAAAACUUUUAAACUAGAAUGUAUUUAUAAUCCACCACCUAGUAUGGGUGGAGGUGGAAUUAUAAAUGCUCCAUUAAAAGUUUGUCCUCCAGGAAGUCGUAGAGUUGUUAAAAGUUGCAAAAAAAUGUUUCAAUAAAAGUUAUUCUGUACAUAUGUAAUUUGAAGAAAAUUCUAAUUGCAGUAUAUAUGUAAAAUACUAAAAAAUCGUUAUUUCACAA